AUGUCAAACCCAGCAUUCCUCAUUCUGAUUAGGAGUCAGAUAACGCCGCAUAUGAUAGAAUAUGUCAAAGACAAAACAGCCGCUAUUCUUCCGUGCGAUCCUACUCUAAAUGAACACACAGAAGUGCCAUCGCUAACGUCGUUUAUCCAACAUUUAGUAUCACGAUCGAACGUAUCUACCGGCACAUUCCUAUCAACACUUGUGUAUUUAGAGCGAUUAAAGAACAGAUUACCAAAGAAUGCUAGAGGAAUGUAUUGCACGCGCCACCGAAUCUUUCUCACCACUUUAAUUGUCGCAUCAAAAUACUUGAAUGAUUCAUCUCCGAGGAACAAACACUGGGCUCGAUGGGCAGGAAUCUUUUCCUUGGCUAAAGUUAACUUGAUGGAGCGUCAAUUACUUUGCUUGCUUGAUUUCGAUCUGCGAAUCACCGAAGCAGAAUUUGUACGACAUCUGAGUAUAUUCUAUGCAAGAUGGCCUCAGUCACGUGGUUCGUUACUGCAAAUACAGAAGAAAUCUCUGCAACUGUUAUCUCGUGGGACACUCGGUAUGCAAUCCCACUCACCAUCAACGACAGUGAUGUCAUUGCCGUCAUGCCGACAUAUUUCACAUCACGCACAACAAUAUCAUCAAGCGAGCCAGAAGCCCUUUUGUUUACAAUCCACGAGAACGUUUGUUGAUUCAUCUUCUAAUAUCCCAUAUGGAGAUUACUGCCAAGGAAUAUCCGAUAGGGAUUCCGGGAUGGAAGACAUAAUAUAUGCAUACAACGGAAUGACAGAAAACGACUCUCAGUAUCAAGGUCUAGAUUUUUCUAAAGAUGAACAUGGUAGACGAUUAUCUACUACUUCUACAUGCUCGACAGCGUCUUCAAGUUCGGUGGCCACUCCGGUUUCAAUACAAGUAUUUCAUCAGCAGCACAGGUACAUGUCGACUGCACAUCCUGUAUACGUUCCGAAAGAUACAGCAGAAACCCCUUCAUACUCAGACAUUUGUUGA
Messenger RNA from Paraglomus occultum, 993 nucleotides. NCBI's taxonomy places the organism in Eukaryota, Fungi, Glomeromycota, Glomeromycetes, Paraglomerales, Paraglomeraceae. The record is from the annotation of a GenBank genome assembly.